Molecule: messenger RNA, 1371 nt
Organism: Perca flavescens (yellow perch)
Lineage: Eukaryota; Metazoa; Chordata; Actinopteri; Perciformes; Percidae
Exons: 6
Coding region: 93-1064 (323 amino acids)
Cellular component (GO): plasma membrane
Molecular function (GO): transmembrane signaling receptor activity
Source: RefSeq, a predicted model, not a curated record
AGGAGGGACUCCAUCAUUUAGAGAAGUGAACAGUUCCUGGUUUACCAGUGAAGAAGAAAGAGAGGCAGCGUUAAACCAUCAGAUCCUCCAACAUGAACGUCUGUCAGUCUCUGAUCUGCUUCGUCUUCCUCACACUGCAAGAUGGAAACAUUGGUCUCAUCAAUGCAAAAAUCAUCAAGAGUACAGGAACUGAAGGAGGAAACAUCACAGUUAGAUGCUUGUUCUAUUUCUCUGGAAAGAGGAGGAUCUUCUGUAAGGACGAAUGUAAAGAUGGAGACAUUCUCAUUGACACAGAAGCGUACACAGCUCAGAGAGGCAGAUACAGCAUUAUAUAUGAAAAGAUUUCAUUGUUUAAGAUAAUUCUGUACGUGGGCAUCAGAAACCUGACUCAGUCUGACUCAGGACAGUACAGAUGUGGUUUGGUCGGUUAUUUCUCAUCCUCACCAUCAUACCAGAAGAUUGAGAUCCGAGUUACAGAUGCUCCAACCUCUCCUCUCAGACCUUCUUCACCAUCAGUCCCAUCGGCCUCACCUGAAGCCAGAGAGCAGCCUCGACAGAAACACACAAGUGCUCUGCUGUAUGUGGGUCUGACUCUGGUCCUCUUCUUCAUCAUGUUAUCAGUAGCUUUGCUGAUUUUCUGCAGGAUGAGAGCCAGGAAACCCAAAGAACCUCCUCUGGAAACGGAGUACUCUAAUGUCACAAAGGCCAACCGAGUGUAUGAGGAGAUCAGAGAGGACAGACAGAGCACAUCUCCUCCUGUAGAAGUGUCUACAGUUUACACUUACGCCAAAUACACCAAACCAGAUGGAGUGGAAACCACAGAGGAGUACAGCUUAGUCACUGCACCCACUUCUCAGAAGAAAACUGAAGACGACCGGAGUGACCUCACCUACUCUGAGCUGGAUCUUCCCAACGGUACAGCUGCCUCGCUGCACAGCGCCCCCUGUGGUGACCCAGAUAACGUGGUCUACUCUGUUCCUCGGGUAGAAGCCAGCUCGGCCGGCAGCCACGCCCAAGACUCUUCACCUCCUCUGUACUCUACUGUUACUUUACAUCAGCUGUAGCUUCAACGCUGUCAGCGCCACAUUUACUCUCUCAGGGGCCAACAGGGGACACAAAGGGCUUUGAAUGAGUCACAUUCACUCAAAGAAAUCUCUUUUUAUUGUUAUUGGGGACACUAUGUCAGUUACAGCUCACAUUAUGUUAUUUGUUUUUUUUUGGAUGAAAUGUUUUUCAUUAGCUCUAUGUGUUUAUUUCUUUUGCACAAGUAUAUGUUCUUAUAGCAGUUAUAUAUUAUAUUAUUAUAUACAGUAUUCUGUACUUUUCAAACUAUAGUGGAUGUGUUUAGGUGCUGAAUCCAGUAUUCAUGAG